AUGUCAUUUUGUGACACUUGCAAACACGUACAGGUGAAGAAGCGGACGGAAAUCGCUGCCGCUCAGUGCCUAUCCUGGAGGCCGCCACCCUCAGGACUAGCUACACAACGAAGCACAAAGGAAGACAUGGAUUUGGUGGAAGGCAUGGCUUCACUGGAAGAAGAUUUUCUGGAAGACACGGCUUUGUUCGAAGACAUGGAUUUUCUGGAAGACGUAGCUUUGUUGGAAGACAUAGGAAGGCUGGAAAAUACAAAAAUGACAGAAGGCAUGGAUUUGUUGGAAGACGUGGAUUUUCUGGAAGACAUGGAUAUUCCGGAAGCUAUGGAUCUGAUGGAAGACAUGGCUUUUUUGGAAGACGUGGAUUUUCUGGGAGACCCGAAUUCUCCGGAAGACCUGGAUUGUUUUGGAAGACACUGAUUUGCUGGAAGACUGGAAGGUUUACGGAAGACACGAAUUUUCUGGAAGAUGUAGAUUUUUCUGGAAGACUCGAAUCUUCAGGAAGACACAUUGGCUGGAAGACCUGGAGAUUUCUGGAAGACAUGAGUUUUCUGGAAGACAUGCCUUUAUUGGAAGAGCUGGAUUUAGUGGAAGAUACAGAUUUUGUCUGGAAGACACAGCUUCACUGGAAGACUUGAGUUGGUGGAAGACAUAGGUUAUCUGGAAGACCUGGAUUUUUCUGGAAGCAUGCAUUAACUGGAAGACUUAGAUUUGGUGGAAGACAUAGAUUUUUCUGGAAGACGUGGGCUGGCUGGAAGACCUGGAUUUCUUUCUGGAAGACAGUGAACAACUA
Chinchilla lanigera (long-tailed chinchilla) is the source of this 790-nucleotide messenger RNA. It is a transcript of the gene Cdr1, whose product is annotated as cerebellar degeneration-related protein 1, 34kDa. The record is from RefSeq and is a predicted model, not a curated record. Lineage: Eukaryota; Metazoa; Chordata; Mammalia; Rodentia; Chinchillidae.